This is a messenger RNA of Ochotona curzoniae (black-lipped pika), 2689 nucleotides long. RefSeq names its product WW domain binding protein 11 (gene WBP11). Gene Ontology annotation, biological process: mRNA cis splicing, via spliceosome. Gene Ontology annotation, cellular component: spliceosomal complex. NCBI's taxonomy places the organism in Eukaryota, Metazoa, Chordata, Mammalia, Lagomorpha, Ochotonidae. The transcript is spliced from 12 exons. The coding region runs from base 196 to 2115 and encodes 639 amino acids. The record is from RefSeq and is a predicted model, not a curated record.
GACGUACGGAUGGCGGAGGGGCGCGAGGUUUCAAGAUGGCGGGGCUGUGUGGUUGACCGGGAGCCAGAGGUGAAGGCCCCUCUAAAGUAAAAGAGGCCAGGAAUCGUCCCUCCCCCGCCUCAAGCAAUCCUCGGAGCCCAGCGGAAGUGUUUUUUUUUUUUUUCUUAAUGAUAGUGAAACACACAUACUGUCAAGAUGGGACGAAGAUCUACAUCAUCCACCAAGAGUGGAAAGUUUAUGAACCCCACAGACCAAGCCCGAAAGGAAGCCCGGAAGAGAGAAUUAAAAAAGAACAAGAAACAACGCAUGAUGGUGCGAGCUGCGGUUCUGAAGAUGAAGGAUCCCAAGCAGAUUAUCCGGGACAUGGAAAAAUUGGAUGAAAUGGAGUUUAACCCAGUGCAACAGCCACAGUUAAACGAGAAAGUACUGAAAGACAAGCGUAAAAAGCUGCGUGAAACCUUUGAACGUAUUCUCCGACUUUAUGAAAAAGAGAACCCAGAUAUUUAUAAAGAACUGAGAAAACUAGAAGUAGAAUAUGAACAAAAACGGGCUCAACUUAGCCAGUAUUUUGAUGCUGUUAAGAAUGCUCAGCAUGUGGAAGUGGAGAGUAUUCCCCUGCCGGAUAUGCCACAUGCUCCUUCCAACAUCUUGAUCCAGGACAUUCCACUUCCUGGUGCCCAGCCACCCUCCAUCCUAAAGAAAACUUCAGCCUAUGGACCUACAACCCGGGCAGUUUCUAUAUUUCCUCUUCUUGGACAUAGUGUACCACGUUUGCCCCCUGGCAGAAAACCCCCCGGCCCUCCACCAGGCCCCCCGCCGCCUCAGGUCCUACAGAUGUAUGGCCGCAAAGUGGGCUUUGCCCUGGAUCUCCCCCCUCGCAGGCGCGAUGAAGACAUGCUGUAUAGUCCUGAGCUUGCUCAGCGGGGUCAUGACGACGAUGUCUCCAGCACGAGUGAGGAUGAUGGCUAUCCUGAGGACAUGGACCAGGAGAAGCACGAUGACAGCUCUGAUGACAGUGACACCGACAGAUCAGAUGGAGAGAGUGAGGGGGAUGAAUUUGCGCAUCGUGACGACAAUGACCGAGACAACAAUGAAGAAAAAAAAUCAGGUCUGAGUGUGCGGUUUGCUGAUAUGCCUGGAAAAUCGAGGAAGAAAAAGAAGAACAUGAAGGAGCUGACGCCGGUCCAAGCCAUGAUGCUCCGGAUGGCAGGUCAGGAAAUCCCUGAGGAGGGUAGAGAAGUAGAGGAAUUUUCCGAGGACGACGAUGAUGAUGAUUCUGAAGAUUCUGCAGCAGAAAAGCAGUCACAAAAGCAGCAUAAAGAAGAUUCCCACUCUGAUGGCACGUCUGCAUCUUCGCAGCAGCAGGCUCCUCCCCAGUCUGUUCCUCCCUCUCAGAUACAAGCACCCCCCAUGCCAGGACCCCCUCCUCUUGGACCACCACCUGCUCCACCCUUACGACCUCCUGGACCACCUACUGGCCUUCCUCCGGGUCCACCUCCAGGGGCUCCUCCAUUCCUGAGACCACCUGGAAUGCCAGGACUCCGAGGGCCUUUACCGAGACUUUUACCUCCAGGACCCCCACCAGGCCGUCCUCCUGGUCCUCCCCCAGGUCCACCUCCAGGUCUUCCUCCUGGCCCUCCGCCUCGGGGACCCCCACCAAGAUUACCUCCCCCUGCACCUCCAGGCAUCCCUCCACCUCGUCCUGGCAUGAUGCGGCCACCUCUGGUGCCUCCACUCGGACCUGCUCCACCUGGGCUUUUCCCACCAGCUCCCUUGCCCAACCCAGGGGUUUUGAGUGCCCCACCCAACUUGAUUCAGCGACCCAAGGCGGAUGAUACAAGUGCAGCCACCAUUGAGAAGAAAGCCACAGCAACCAUCAGUGCCAAGCCUCAAAUCACUAAUCCCAAGGCAGAGAUUACUCGAUUUGUUCCCACCGCACUGAGAGUACGUCGGGAGAAUAAAGGGGCUUCUGCUCCCCAAAGAAAGUCAGAGGAGGAUUCUGCUGUGCCCCUCGCCAAAGCAGCCCCCAAGUCUGGCCCUGCUGCUCCUGUUUCUGUACAAACUAAAGAUGAUGUUUAUGAGGCUUUCAUGAAAGAGAUGGAAGGGCUGCUGUGACAGCCUCAUGCCAGAGUGGACUUCUUCACGACAGAGGCUCAUGAAGAAAGAUGCUCUUAUUAGACUUGGGGUAAAGAGCUGCUUCCACUGUCAGGGUAUUUUCUAAUUUGAGUACAAGGAAUAUCCUGAAAUUUAGCCUUCUUCAGAAUUUGCUGCGUAUGUAAGAGAGGGUACUGCGCUCAGAAUAACGGGCUGUCAAAGCAGUGCUGCUGGCACCCGUUCCCUGGCACGCCACCACGUCACCCCGUCUUUCCCUUUCUCCAGCUCUUUGGAAAUGUGUGAUCAAGGGAAUCGUAGUUAUUAUUUGUUCUGACUGUUGCGUGCUGUGGGCACUGGAAUAGAGAUUCCCAGAAAACCAGUUUAUCUCAUCUUGCCCUUUGUGUUUAUUUUUAAUAUUUUCCUGUAAAUAUUUUGUAAUAUUUUACUUGUAGUGAAAUGGGUCACAAUGUCAUUUCCUAAUACAAAGCAGGAUAUGUGGGAAGAAAAUGUACAAUUCUUUGAUUAAAAAUAUUUCCCACUGACUUAAACUUGAGUGUUUCGAGGAAAACAAAUAAAUACAUGUUCUACACCAAAA